Messenger RNA from Epinephelus lanceolatus (giant grouper), 3467 nucleotides. Its product is annotated as SH3 and cysteine-rich domain-containing protein 3-like. Lineage: Eukaryota; Metazoa; Chordata; Actinopteri; Perciformes; Serranidae. Gene Ontology annotation, biological process: skeletal muscle contraction; positive regulation of voltage-gated calcium channel activity; positive regulation of protein localization to plasma membrane. The record is from RefSeq and is a predicted model, not a curated record. Gene Ontology annotation, molecular function: protein binding.
ACAGUCACAUGGACGCUUACACACACACACGCACACACACCCACACAUGCACAUACAGACUCAGGGCUGGGCCGGGUUGGGCCUAUUGGCAUUACUCAUCCAAAAUCUCCCACCUGUUGAAGCCUCAUUUGGAAAGUUCAGCAUGUAAAGCACUGAACAACAGAGCUGGCAGAAAAAGACAGAAAGUGUCCCAACAAGUUUGGAGCUGCGGAGACGCCGCCUGAUGGCACUGAGGACGUGAGACCACCUCACUCUGAGAAGAAGUGGACUCAAGUUUCACGAGCCAUCUGCUGGAUCACACUCUGAAUAUCUGGAGGAACUGGACCUCGACUGACCGAGCGACACCAUGGCUCAUUAUGACCUGUAAGUUCAGUCUGCAGACGGGACCAGGGAAGGACCAAGCUGCCUGAUGAUGGAUGACAAGGACUCUGUGGAUAUUCAUGACCACCCGCCGCUCCCUGAUAAUGUGGUGAAAGAGGAGGACAACACGGUGUAUUUCAUCUAUGACGAAGAGGUAGAGGAGGAAGACAAAGAUGAACCACCUCCUCCAGAACCAAUCAAACCAGUCAACGACAGACCCCACAAGUUCAAGGACCACUACUGCAAGAAACCAAAGUUUUGUGACGUCUGCGCACGCAUGAUAGUGUUAAACAAUAAGUUUGCACUGCGAUGUAAGAACUGCAAAACCAGCAUCCACCACCAAUGUCAGUCCUACGUGGAGUUCCAGAGGUGCUUUGGCAAAAUUCCUCCAGGAUUCAGGAGAGCCUACAGUUCUCCUCUCUACAGCAGCCAGCAGAAUGCCACAGUCUCACAGUUGCUGCCCUUUUCACAGUCAAACCGCACCGACCCCGUGUUUGAGACGCUGCGUAUCGGUGUGAUCAUGGCCAACAAGGAGCGCAAGAAAGGGUCCGAGGACAAGAAGAAUAUGAUGAUGAUGAUGAUGGAGGAGGAUGAGUCCCAGCCCAAACAGGAGGAAGAAGGAGGUGAAGGAGCAAACACAGAAGGAGACAAAAAAGGAGACAAGGCUCCUGCUGAUGACAAGAGUAAAAAGCCUCAGCCGGGGAAGAUCGGCGUGUUCAGUCAGUCUCACUACUACCUGGCUCUGUACCGCUUCAAAGCCAUAGAGAAGGACGAUCUGGACGUUCAUGCUGGCGACCGCAUCACAGUGAUAGAUGACUCCAAUGAGGAGUGGUGGAGGGGGAAGAUCGGAGAGAGGACAGGCUUCAUACCUGCCAACUACAUAAUCCGAGUGCGAGCGGGAGAGAGGGUCUACAAGGUGACACGCUCCUUUGUUGGCAACAGAGAAAUGGGCCAAAUCACUCUGAAGAAAGACCAGAUCGUAGUAAAGAAGGGUGAGGAGGUAAACGGCUACCUGAAGGUCAGCACAGGACGGAAGCUCGGCUUCUUCCCCGCCAACCUGCUGCAGGAAAUCUGAAGUGGACCAGGCUGACGUUGCAUCAAACACCUGGCCAUCCAUCUCAGUUUCAUCACCUGCUGUGUGGUUGACACACUUGUUAUCGGUCCAAAGCAAUAGCUUUAGACUUGAAUUUUGAUUUCAACACACAUUGGUAUUUUCGUGUUGUUCAUCUGUAAAUUUCACACAUGACCUUAGGAUGCCUGUAGACAGAAUACAUUGGAAGUGCCAAGUGCCAAAAACCACAGUUCCUCUGAUGGCCAUUUGAGGCUGGCUCCAGAAGCGAGUCAAUCCCCACAGACUUUCAUGUUAAAAUGCCCGACUUUACAGCAGAAAUAAACAUAUGUACAGCCUGUUACAUAAACAGUUUUGGUCUCUGUUGUUAAUUUCACCAUUUUUUAUAGAUGAUGGCGAUGGCCAAAAUGCCAAAAUAGGAUCCACAAAACCAAAGUGUGACAUCACUUUUGCUACAUCCAUUAUUUUUAUAGUCUGUGGAUUUUACUCAUUGUACAGAGGCAUGUGUUAAAUAGGCAGAUAGAUUACCAAAAAAACAAAAAAUAAAACAAAGGUUUGAUCUACAAAAACUUCAUACAAGCGUUUGGCCAGUGUCAACAAGGCAGUACAGUACACUGGUCACUUUCACUCAUUUUAUUUCUGUAUCUUGAAACCCAUUAGUGUUUGAUGUUAUUGAGUUCAGGUAGUUUAUUAACGUUGUUCAGCUCUAAGGGGAGGUAGAUCUGUGUGUUAUCUGCAUAACAGUGAAAAGAUAUGUUAUGUAUUGAAUGAUGUGGCCUAGCAGAAGUAAAUAAAUAAAGAAGACGAUUGGACCAAGUAUGGAACCUUGGGGGACACCACAGGAGAUGGGAGCUGAGGAAGAAAAUGAGUCACUGAUAGAGACACUAGUCCUUUUUAAAAAGAGAUUAGGCAAUAGAUCCUCAACAAAGUCACUUCUUUAAGCCGCCUUUGCAUUUUUACACAGCAUAGCAUCAGUAGCGCUUUAUAAACAACAACAAUGGCAUUAACAUGUCAGUAACAAUAUUGCUGUCCCUGUCAUAUGGUGGCUGAUCUUUGUCCUCUGCUCGGAGGUUUAGAAGCUCCCAGACCUCAUUGUUUUCCCAAUUUGUGGACAUUUACAGCCACUGUUCUUCUUCUUUGGGUUAGCUGCUAACUGCUAACACCUUUUUUUGUAAAGCUCCUGCAGAGGGUUACAUGCACAACAUGUCAAAUUGUCACAACAUGAUCCUGUCUUGACACCGUUUUGGGGCUGUUACUACCUCCUGUGGUGGCUUAAAACCAAGACCACUCUAUCCCCCCUUUCUCCAAUAGUACCCUAUAUACAGAACAGCGAGGUGGCAUAACUGGUAUUCCUGCCAUGAACAGGCAGUAUACAAGGGGCUGAUGAAGGAUCUGUUGGAUAAACACGAAGAGAACCAGUUUAAAGCAGAAUCAGAGCAAAACCAGACAAUAAAUCACAAAUGUAGCAGACUGAAUUACUUUUAGCCUCCAUACACUUUGUCAGCUGACAUGUGCGUCUUCCCAUCAGUUAUCCUAAUGAGAGCAGAAGGAAGCAAAACUUUCUCAGAUGAACAUUAUUUGAGUGGGUUUCAUUAUGCAGAUAUGUAAUGUAACUGAAGAAAAAGGAGGUGAAUCUGUGCUGAAUUUGUUAGCGGUUAGUUAUAGGAGUCAUUUAAAGUGAAAAGAAGAAUGCUUUCAUUUUCUCACAUGUCAGGGAACAAAAUGAUAGAUUCAAAUGAGACAGAGGCAUUUCCAGAACUUCAAAGGGAUGCAGAGCUAUUUUCCGUAGCUACCCUGAGUGCAGUGUAAUUAUCCAUAGGAAACGCCGUGGGGAUGGUUUGCAAUGUAAAGGGACAGCUCAGAGAUCAGGUAUGCAGGGAAUGGCAUCUGUAUAUCUGAAGAGACAUUCUACUGGUGAAUAACUUGACAUGACACCUAGAAAGACAGACACAUGUUCACUAUGGUUUCUUUUUCUAUGCAUAUCUAUUUUUCAUCUUGCCUCUGAUUGUUGUUAAUACAAUAAAUCCUUUGAUUCCUA